Messenger RNA from Acomys russatus (golden spiny mouse), 1155 nucleotides. It is a transcript of the gene Dync2li1, whose product is annotated as dynein cytoplasmic 2 light intermediate chain 1. Gene Ontology annotation, cellular component: cytoplasmic dynein complex; axoneme; ciliary basal body. NCBI's taxonomy places the organism in Eukaryota, Metazoa, Chordata, Mammalia, Rodentia, Muridae. The transcript has 12 exons. The coding region runs from base 1 to 1095 and encodes 364 amino acids. The record is from RefSeq and is a predicted model, not a curated record. Gene Ontology annotation, molecular function: dynein heavy chain binding. Gene Ontology annotation, biological process: intraciliary transport involved in cilium assembly; intraciliary retrograde transport.
AUGAAUAUUUCUAAGGGUUCCUUUUUGUUUCUCUCCUUCUUAUGCAGUGAAACUGUCUGGGAAAUCGCAGAAGCUGAGGUGGAAAAAAGGAGAAACCAUGGAAAUGAAGGACAUGCAGCUGAAGUUGGAGAAAAAUCUGUUUUCUUUAUUGGCAGUAAAAAUGGGGGAAAGACUACUAUAAUUCUACGAUGUCUUGACAGGGAUGAGCCGGCAAAGCCAACCUUAGCUUUGGAAUAUACAUAUGGAAGAAGAACAAAGGGGCACAACACACCAAAAGACAUCGCUCACUUUUGGGAACUGGGUGGAGGAACCUCUCUGUUGGACUUAAUCAGCAUACCCAUCACCAGUGAUACCCUAAGGACAUUUUCUAUUGUUCUUGUUUUGGAUCUUUCCAAACCUAAUGACCUUUGGACCACCAUGGAAAAUCUGCUGCAAGCCACAAAAAGGCAUGUAGACAAAGUGAUCAUGAAACUGGCGAAGACAAACUCUAAAGCCGCCUCUGAGGUGAGGCAGAGGAUGUGGAGUGCAAUGCAGAAGGACCAUCCGGAUCGUGAAUUAAUUGACCCAUUUCCAAUACCUCUGGUCAUAAUUGGAAGUAAAUACGAUGUUUUUCAGGAUUUUGAUCCUGAGAAGAGAAAGGUGAUAUGCAAGACACUUCGGUUUAUUGCGCACUACUAUGGAGCCUCGCUGAUGUUUGCCAGCAAAUCAGAAGCCCUGCUACUGAAAAUCCGAGGUGUUAUUAACCAGUUGGCAUUCGGUAUUGAUAAGAGCAAAUCAAUAUGUGUGGAUCAGAAUAAACCACUGUUUAUCACAGCGGGAUUGGAUUCUUUAUGUCAAAUAGGGUCUCCUCCUGUUCCCGAUGGUGACAUUGGAAAACUUCAGGCCCACUCACCAAUGGAGCUGUGGAAAAAAGUGUAUGAAAAACUCUUCCCACCAAAGAGUGUCAGCACACUGAAGGCAGUCCAGGACCCCGCCCGGGAUCCACAGUAUGCGGAGAGGGAAGUUGACGAGAUGAGAGUUCAGAAGGAUCAGGAACUAGAGCAAUACAAGAGAAGUUCUUCCAAGACCUGGAAACAGAUUGAGCUGGACUCUUGAGCCUGGUUUACUGUUGUGGGUUUCUGUCUUCCUUCCCAAGGUCAGAUAAGAUUAUUUCUU